Messenger RNA from Cyphellophora europaea CBS 101466, 1113 nucleotides. RefSeq lists its product as uncharacterized. The coding region runs from base 1 to 1113 and encodes 370 amino acids. The transcript has 3 exons. The record is from RefSeq and is a predicted model, not a curated record. NCBI's taxonomy places the organism in Eukaryota, Fungi, Ascomycota, Eurotiomycetes, Chaetothyriales, Cyphellophoraceae. Gene Ontology annotation, molecular function: catalytic activity.
AUGUCUCUACCACCACUCAAGGGAUUAAGAGUCUUGGAGUUGGCGGGCUUAGCUCCGUCAAACUUCGCCGGUCUCAUUCUUGCUGAUUAUGGCUGUGAUGUUGUCCGUGUUGACCGCCCUGGCGAAGUCUUCGGUCCCAAAGACUCGCUUGUAAGAGGCAAGCGAUCCAUAGUCAUCGACCUGAAAUCCGACAGCUCUCGAAAUGUCUUCCUGCGUCUCGCCAACGCUGCUGACAUAGUCAUUGAUCCCUAUCGACCUGGGGUACUGGAUCGCUUAGGUGUUGGCGCCAAUGUACUCUGCGCUUCGAACCCGCGAUUGAUAUAUGCUCAGCUUUCCGGGUACAGAGCAGACAGCCUGGUCUAUGGUCAGCGUGCCGGCCAUGACAUCAACUAUCUCGGCGUAUCCGGAGUCCUCUCGCUCUUUGGCCGUAAGAAUGAAGCUCCCGCUCCCCCUGGCAAUAUCCUUGGAGACUUUGCCGGAGGUGGUCACGUCCUUGUUACUGGAAUUCUCCUUGCGCUUAUUCAUCGAAGCUCGACAGGUCGAGGACAAGUCGUCCGCGCCAAUAUGGUGGACGGGGCCGCAUAUCUGGCAACGAUGCCCCGGCAGCAUCUCACACAACCUGCUUGGAACAGACCCAGGGGCGAGAAUCUGCUGGAUGGUGCGGCUCCAUUUUACGAGGUAUACAAGACGGCAGAUGACAGGUAUAUUACUGUUGGUGCACAAGAGCCUCAAUUCUACGCUCAGCUCUUGACUGGCCUUGGCAUGAACUCUUCGGAGCUUCCAGACCGCAAUGAGCGUACUAACUGGCCUGCUUUGAAGACAAUUUUCGCCAACAAAUUCAAACAGAAAACGCUGGCAGAAUGGCGAGCAAUCUUCGACCACACCGACGCCUGUGUUGCACCUGUUCUGCAUAUGGAUGAGACUGAGUCGCCUCAUAAGCCAUUGGUCGAGCUAUCUGAGUCUCCAUCCCUGGACAUUUCGGAGCAGCAGUUAUUCCCACAGCUGUCCAAGAAUCAUGGGGCUGGCAACCUUCUGAGAGAAUGGCUCCCGCGAGAUUUUCGAAACAUCGUUGUCGACGAUAUUGGUUCUCGGGUAUUAGCUCCGAAGUUGUAG